AUGAGUGAAUUUGAGGCAAGAUUUUCAGAGAGAAAACAGCACUUUUUAGAGUCAGCAAGCAAUGAAGAUUUGAUGAAAAGACAUAAUGAGUACACAAUUGAGCUUAGACGAAAAAAAAGAAACCAACAUCUCGCAAAAAGAAGAGCUCUCAUAUCUGGGUCCACAAAUAAUUUAGACUUCGAUGGGGAUGAAAUUUUAGUUUUUGGCGAAAUUUCUGAAGAAUUGCUUGCAUAUUGUCCUGAUCUUAACAAUGAAAACUUAGAUGACCUUUCUAAAUUAGCAAUAAUCAAAAAAGCCAUUGAUAGUGAUCCGCCACAGGAUAUACUUUUGCAUGCUAUUUGAACUGUGAGGAAUAUAAUUUCUAUGAAACAUGGCCCACCUAUUGGAGCUUUUUUAAAUCUUGGGUAUGGGGAAACCUUGAUUAAACUGUUAAGCUAUGAUUAUGGGCUUAGAAUCCCUUUAGAAGCUUCAUGGGCCUUAUGCAAUUUGGUAUCAGGCCCUCACGAGUACGUAGAGUCUUUGGUGAGAUCUGAUAUAAUCCCAGCUCUGCUGAAGCUUACUUGCCCUGAGUGUCCUUCAGUCGCUGAACACACAUUAUGGGCAUUAUCAAAUAUUUCUGGCGACUGCCACGAGUACCGCCAGGUUUUGAUAAAUUCAAGCUAUAUCGAGCUUCUACAAGAAAUGAUCACUAGGACUCGCAAUAUUUCAAACGUCCUCAUAAAGGUGAUUUCCUGGUGUGUAUCUAACUUAUCCAGAGGAUCAGACUACAUUCCAUAUGAGAAGCUGCAAAGGAUUAUUGAUAUUAUCAAUCAGUUGAUAGUGAUAGAUGACCAUGACAUUCAUUCUGAAUGCUUAUGGGCACUCGCAUAUAUCAGUAAAAAUGAAAAUGAGAAAGUGCAAAUGGUUUUGGACUCUGGAUAUAUAACCUUCAUUAUAGAUGGGCUAAAAGCAAACUCAGAAAGCAUUGUGAGUGCUUGCGUAAGGCUUGUAUGCAAUAUUUCUUCAGGGACUGAUUCUCAAACACAAAAAAUAUUAGACGAAAAUAUUCUUGAUCUACUGCAAAAUCUAAUGCAAAGUGAUAAUGACUUAAUGGUAAAAGAAAUCUAUAUGGCAAUUAGCAACUUUGCUGGUGGAUCAAUUAGCCAAGUUAAAAUUCUAGCAGACCAUCCAAUUUUUAAACUUUCCUUCCAAGGACUUAUACAUCGAAGCCAAGAGGUAAGAAUCGAAGCAAGCCACAUUUUCAAGAAUUUUUGUUUGGUUGGGAGAAAUGAAAAACUGCAGCUUAAGCUAAUUGAGCUAAACUUCCAUGAAAUCCUCCAAAGAUGCUUCGAAGAAUCAGAUGCUACUUUUUUACUUACUCCCCCCCCCCCCCCUCCGUGAGCGAACAAAAAAAUUUUGUUCGCUCACGGAGGGGGGUUAAUUUUUUUUUUUUAAAAAAAAUUUAUAUAUAAAUUUUAUAAAAAAUAUUUUUUUUCGAAAUUUAAAAAAAUCCUAAUUUGCAAAAAUUGGGAAGCAAAUAUUAAUUUAAUUUGCAAAAUUUAUGUUUUAAAACGCAAUUUGUUUAAAAUUAAACAGAAUUAGCUCUAGAUUUCAUUAUACUAAUUAUCACUUAUAUAUCAAAAUUUUUUUCCAUUAAAAAUUUUUUUCUAUUAAAAAAAAUUUUUGUUCACUCACGGAGGGUGGGUUUUUUGGUCAAAAAAUGGCGAUUUUUCUAAUGGUUUUGUUCGCUCACGGAGGGGGGGGGAGUUAAUAUUUUAAGCGUUUGCAGGCUUCUACUUGAAGCUGGAAAUGAUGAAAGUGAGAAUAAAAUCACAAAAUUGUUUGAAGAGGCGGGGAUUGCUGAGGAAAUUGAAAAGCUAGAUAAGAAUAUGAACAGUAAAAUUUAUUCCGAGUCAACUCAAAUUAUAGAAACAUACUUUUUGUCAAGUGGAAUUGAGCCUGAUAUUUCUACUAUGAAAGUGGAAAGUUUUAAAAUAAUUUAA
This is a messenger RNA of Blepharisma stoltei, 1982 nucleotides long. Lineage: Eukaryota; Ciliophora; Heterotrichea; Heterotrichida; Blepharismidae. The record is from the annotation of a GenBank genome assembly.